Molecule: messenger RNA, 1404 nt
Organism: Archocentrus centrarchus (flier cichlid)
Lineage: Eukaryota; Metazoa; Chordata; Actinopteri; Cichliformes; Cichlidae
Gene: c9h2orf68
Product: chromosome 9 C2orf68 homolog
Exons: 4
Coding region: 382-873 (163 amino acids)
Source: RefSeq, a predicted model, not a curated record
AACACCGUGCGCCUCGAAACUCGCGGCGGUAGCAAGUAGCAGACUAAAACCUAACCCGGAGUUUGAAAACUCAGUAACGCUACACCCACCUUUAGUAUGUGACCAAACCUAAAGUUGUUAAUGGCAGAUUGCUAACGUGUAACCUGAUUUUUGGUGUGGUUUUUUUAUAUGUAAAAACGUUUGUCAUGCGUGGGUAAUCUUGUUUAUGGUGCGUAGUUUAAUUUUUAUUAUUAUUAUUAACUCCGGGAGCAUUAUGAUUGGACAACCAGUUAUCGUUAGCAGUAGCUAUAUAGCUUUCUGAGCGUUCACAGUGUUCUGAUAGGGACUUGUUGCAGUCAUUAGGGCAUAAAUAUUGUCGUCGUUUGAAAACGGUUUGCUGAAAUGGAUGUUUUAAGAGAAGAAGGGGUCCAUGAGCUGAAAUACAAACCGGGUGGCCGUUUGGACAUGAGCCACGGCUUCCUGCACCAUAUCCGGAGGAACCAGAUUGCUAGAGAUGACUAUGAUAAAGAAGUGAAGCAAGCCAAAGAGCUUCAGCGGCGGAGACAUACCACAACCCCUAGAAGACCCCGUCGACCUGAUAUGCAAGUGUACCAUCCCCGAAGAAGACAUGGUUCAGAGCCAGGGGCCGGUGCUGAUGCUGAAGAAAAUGAGAGUGGGUCAAGCACAGAGACUGACGGCAGUGGUACUGAACUCUUCUGGCUUGAAUAUGAGGCAGAUUCUGGUACCGUUACAUCCAUCCUUGUGCACAAGGAGGAUAAGCCUGAGAAGGUGGUAGAACGUGUUGCAGAGAAGAACAUCCUGGAUGCGGCCAUGAGGGCAGCUCUAAAGACUCGAAUUCGAAAGGAAAUUGACAAAAGGCGAGACAAACGCUGAGUAAUCAUCACAUUACAACCACCAAGGAGCUUCAGACAAAGAGGAGUAAUGCUUCAAUCGCUCCUCCAAAGCACUGUUGUGUGUUAAGGGUAUAAGAAGGAUCAUUUAGAGUGAUUGUCAGCAGAGAUCUAAUAUGGUGACUUGCAUUCAGGCCAUUUUUUUUGGAAGAAGGAACGGUGCAGAUUAUGGUUUGGAGUUGCUUUCAGGUUUAUUUAUUGCAAUUUCUAACCUUGGGACAGUUACAGUACGCCCUAAUUCACGUAUUGGGGACACAUUCAAGUUGACUGGACUUUUUAAAAUUAUGUUACUUUCUAAUAGUUACAUUCAGAAGGAGCAGGUACUCUUGAGCACAGAGCCCUAGAAAUGUGUGUCUUCUGUGUCCUGUGAUUCUUGUGUUUACAAAGAUCCUUUUUUAAUUGAGAUUUUAACUUUCUUUGUUUUUUGGUAAAGUGCUUUCAGAUGUACGUCAAUCUGUCAGCAAUCCCAUGUUUGGAAAUAAGGGAAAUUAGUUUGGAGUUGGAGAGUUUAGUA